Messenger RNA from Protopolystoma xenopodis, 522 nucleotides. NCBI's taxonomy places the organism in Eukaryota, Metazoa, Platyhelminthes, Monogenea, Polystomatidea, Polystomatidae. The record is from the annotation of a GenBank genome assembly.
AUGUAUCUCGCUACCUCUAUUAUUUACAAUAAUCUUCUGCAACAAUGUAUAAACAGCGGAGAACUCCCAGAUGCGUAUGGUCUACCAAAAACCUAUAAGCAAGACGAAGCCUCGGAAAAGUGGUGUUACCGGCGCUUGAGGGAAGAUACAGGCCGGCUACAGGAUUCAGAUCAAGUGCUGGCGACAAGCCUGCGGUCUCCAUGUGCGCUGGGGGAGGAGGAGAGUCUUGAUGUUCCUGUAAACAAUGCACUCGAGGGCAAAAGCCUACUCCUCACCUGCUGGAUACACUCCACAAAGGCACCAGAUUCAGUCGUCUGGCGCAGGUCAGGAAGCAGUGUAAGGACUGCAAUCAGCUACUUCGUCUUCCCUCUUCUGCAAUUUGCGUCACGUUUCGUCAAUAAUCGUACCUGGCAGACAGCAUCGCCGAGGGACGGAGCCAGGAUCAAGCCAGUCCUCUGGACACCUGUUCUGCCUAGGAAGAGUAAGAGAGCGAGUACGAGUCGCUCGCGGUAUCAGAAAUAG